Molecule: messenger RNA, 10769 nt
Organism: Microcebus murinus (gray mouse lemur)
Lineage: Eukaryota; Metazoa; Chordata; Mammalia; Primates; Cheirogaleidae
Product: RANBP2 like and GRIP domain containing 4
Biological process (GO): protein peptidyl-prolyl isomerization; protein folding; NLS-bearing protein import into nucleus
Cellular component (GO): nuclear pore; cytoplasm
Molecular function (GO): protein binding; GTPase activator activity; peptidyl-prolyl cis-trans isomerase activity
Source: RefSeq, a predicted model, not a curated record
CUUCGUCCGCGACGGCGCUGCGUCACGGGCUUUCCGGCGCUUUGCUCCUAGAGACGGCGACUGCUGUGGGGCCAAGCGCUGGCCUCCGGCGCCAGUGAAGCCAGGUUGGCGGCGCGAUGAGGCGCAGCAAGGCCGACGUGGAGCGGUACAUCGCCUCGGUGCAGGGCUCCUCCCCGUCUCCCCGAGAGAAAUCAAUGAAAGGAUUUUAUUUUGCGAAGCUAUAUUAUGAAGCUAAAGAAUAUGAUCUUGCUAAAAAAUACAUAUCUGCGUAUAUUAAUGUGCAAGAGAGGGACCCCAAAGCUCACAGAUUUCUGGGUCUUCUUUAUGAAGUGGAGGAAAACACAGACAAAGCUGUUGAAUGUUAUAAGCGUUCGGUGGAAUUAAACCCAACACAAAAAGAUCUAGUGUUGAAGAUUGCAGAGUUGCUUUGUAAAAAUGAUGUUACUGAUGGACGUGCAAAAUAUUGGGUUGAAAGAGCAGCUAAACUUUUCCCAGGAAGUCCAGCAGUUUAUAAACUAAAGGAACAGCUUUUAGACUGUAAAGGUGAAGAUGGAUGGAAUAAGCUUUUUGACUUGAUUCAGUCAGAACUUUAUGCAAGGCCUGAUGAUGUCCAUGUGAACAUCCGACUAGUGGAGCUGUAUCGCUCAAAUAAAAGAUUGAAAGAUGCUGUGGCCCACUGCCAUGAGGCAGAGAGGAACAUAGCUUUGCGUUCAAGUUUAGAAUGGAAUUUGUGUGUGGUACAGACCCUUAAGGAAUAUCUGGAAUCUUUACAGUGUUUGGAGUCUGAUAAAAGUGACUGGCGAGCAACCAAUAAAGACUUACUUCUGGCCUAUGCUAACCUUAUGUUUCUUACACUUUCCAGUAGAGAUGUGCAGGAAAGCAGAGAAUUAUUGGAAAGUUUGGAUAGUGCUCUUCAGUCUGUGAAAUCUUCUGUUGGUGGAAAUGAUGAACUGUCAGCUACUUUCUUAGAAAUGAAAGGACAUUUCUACAUGCAUGCUGGUUCUCUGCUUUUGAAGAUGGGUCAGCAUAGUGAUGUACAGUGGCGAGCUCUCUCUGAGCUGGCUGCAUUGUGCUAUCUCAUAGCAUUUCAGGUUCCAAGACCAAAGAUUAAAUUAAUAAAAGGAGAAGCUGGACAAAAUCUGCUGGAAAUGAUGGCCUAUGAUCGUCUGAGCCAAUCAGGACACAUGUUGCUAAACUUAAGUCGUGGCAAGCAAGAUUUUUUAAAAGAGGUUGUGGAAUCUUUUGCCAAUAAAAGUGGGCAGUCUACUUUAUAUGAUGCUCUGUUUUCUAGUCAGUCACCUAAGGAUAAAUCUUUCCUUGGUGGUGAUGAUAUCGGAAACAUUGCUGUGCAAGCACCAGAGCCUGAUGAUUUGGCUAGAUAUGAUGUUGGUGCCAUUCGUGCUCAUAAUGGUAGUCUUCAGCACCUUACUUGGCUUGGCUUACAGUGGAAUUCAUUGCCUACCUUACCUGCAAUUCGAAAAUGGCUAAAACAGCUUUUUCAUCAUUUGCCCCAGGAAACCUCAAGGCUUGAAACAAAUGCACCUGAAUCAAUAUGUAUUUUAGAUCUUGAAGUAUUUUUACUUGGCGUGAUAUACACCAGCCACUUACAAUUAAAGGAGAAAUGUAAUUCUCACUACACCACCUGUCAGCCACUGUGCUUGCCACUUCCCGUGUGUAAACAGCUUUGUACAGAUAGACAGAAAACUUGGUGGGAUGCAGUCUGUAAUCUAAUUCACAGAAAAGCUAUCCCUGGAACCUCAGCAAAAUUGCGACUUCUAGUUCAGCAUGAAAUAAACACUCUAAGAGGCCAGGAAAAACAUGGCCUUCAACCUGCUCUGCUUGUACAUUGGGCAAAAUGUCUUCAGAAAACGGGCAGCGGUCUUAAUUCUUUUUAUGAUCAACGGGAAUACAUAGGCAGAAGCGUUCAUUAUUGGAAAAAAGUUUUACCAUUAUUGAAGAUAAUCAAAAAGAAGAGCAGUAUUCCUGAACCUACUGAUCCUCUGUUUAAACAUUUUCAUAGUGCAGACAUUCAGGCAUCUGAAAUUGGUGAAUAUGAAGAAGAUGCACAUACAACUUUUGCUAUAUUGGAUGCAGUUAAUGGAAAUAUAGAAGAUGCUAUGACUGCUUUUGAAUCUAUAAAAAAUGUUGUUUCUUACUGGAAUCUUGCACUGAUUUUUCACAGGAAGGCAGAAGACAUUGGAAAUGAUGCCCUUUCUCCUGAAGAACAAGAAGAGUGCAAAAAUUAUUUGAGAAGGACCAGGGACUACUUACUAAAGAUUAUAGAUGACAGUGAUUCAAAUCUUUCAGUGGUCAAGAAAUUGCCUGUGCCCCUGGAGUCUGUAAAAGAGAUGCUUAAUUCAGUCAUGCAGGAACUUGAAGACUAUAGUGAAGGAGGCCCUUUUUCUAAAAAUGGUUCUUUGCGAAAUGCAGAUUCAGAAAUAAAACAUUCUACGCCAUCUCCCACCAAAUAUUCACUAUCACCAAAUAAAACUUACAAGUAUUCUCCCAAAACACCACCUCGAUGGGCAGAAGAUCAGAAUUCUUUACUGAAAAUGAUUUGCCAACAAGUAGAGGCCAUUAAAAAAGAAAUGCAGGAACUGAAACUAAAUAGCAGUAACUCAGCAUCCCCUCAUCGUUGGCCCACAGAGAAUUAUGGACCAGACGCAGUGCCUGAUGGAUAUCAGGGAUCACAGACAUUUCAUGGGCCUCCACUAACAGUUGCAACUACUGGCCCUUCAGUAUAUUAUAGUCAGUCACCAGCAUAUAAUUCCCAGUAUCUUCUCAGACCAGCAGCUAAUGUUACUCCCACAAAGGGUCCAGUGUAUGGAAUGAAUAGGCUUCCACCCCAGCAGCAUAUUUAUAAUACCUAUUCACAACAGAUGCACACACCACCAGUGCAAAGCUCAUCUGCUUGUAUGUUCUCUCAGGAGAUGUAUGGUCCUCCUACUUUGCGUUUUGAGUCUCCUGCAACAGGAAUUCUGUCACCCAGGGGUGAUGAUUACUUAAAUUACAAUGUUCAACAGACAAGCACACAUCCACCUUUGCCAGAACCAGGAUAUUUCACAAAACCCCCAGUUGCAGCUCAUGCUUCAAGAUCUGCAGAAUCUAAGGUUAUGGAAUUUGGAAAACCUAAUUUUGUUCAGCCCAUGCCAGCUGAAGGAAUAAGGCCAUCUUUGACAACACCAGCACAUACAACACAGCCAACUCCUUUUAAAUUUAACUCAAAUUUCAAAUCAAAUGAUGGUGACUUUACAUUUUCCUCACCACAGGUUGUGACACAUCCCAGUUCUGCAAUUUUCAGUAACAAUGAAUGCCUUUUAGGUCUCCUGACUUCAGAUAAACCUUUGCAAGGAGAUAGCUAUAGUGGACCAAAACCAAUUCCUAGCCAAACCUCUGGAUCUCGAAAUCCAUUCAAUUUUGGCAGCAAAAAUAUGCCAGGAAUUCCAUUUACAGAAAAUAUGGGACCAAGUCAGCAAAAGAAUUCUGGUUUUCGUCGAAGUGAUGAUAUGUUUACUUUCCAUGGUCCAGGGAAAUCAAUAUUUGGAACACCCACUCCAGAGCUGGCAAACAAGAAUCAUGAAACAGAUGGAGGAAGUGCCCAUGGGGAUGAUGAUGAUGGCCCUCACUUUGAGCCUGUGGUACCUCUUCCCGAUAAGAUUGAAGUAAAAACUGGUGAGGAAGAUGAAGAAGAAUUCUUUUGCAAUCGUGCAAAAUUGUUCCGUUUUGAUGGAGAAUCAAAAGAAUGGAAGGAACGUGGGAUUGGCAAUGUAAAAAUACUAAGGCAUAAAACAUCUGGCAAAAUUCGCCUUCUAAUGAGACGAGAGCAAGUACUGAAAAUCUGUGCAAAUCAUUACAUUAGUCCAGAUAUGAAACUGACACCAAAUGCUGGCUCAGACCGAUCUUUUGUAUGGCAUGCCCAUGAUUAUGCAGAUGAGCUGCCGAAACCAGAACAACUUGCUAUUAGAUUUAAAACUCCUGAGGAAGCAGCACUUUUUAAGUGCAAGUUUGAAGAGGCCCAGAGCAUUUUAAAAGCCAUAGGAACAAAUGUAGGCACAGCUCCAAAUCAAACUGUUAGAAUGGCAAAAGAACCCACAAGCCAUGAUAACAAGAAUAUUUGCAAAUCUGAUGCUGGAAACAUGAAUUUUGAAUUUCAAGUUGCAAAGAAAGAAGGGUCUUGGUGGCAUUGUAACAGCUGCUCAUUAAAGAAUGCUGCAAGUGCUAAGAAAUGUGUAUCAUGCCAAAAUCUAAACCCAAGCAUGAAAGAGCCUGUUGGCCCACAAUUAGUUGAAACUGUUUUUGCUCCUAAAACCGGCCCAGAAAAUACUCAAGAUAGAUUUGCAUUGAUGACUUCAAAGAAAGAAGGCCACUGGGAUUGCAGUGUUUGUUUAGUAAGAAAUGAACCUACUGUUACUAGGUGCAUUGCAUGCCAGAAUACAAAAUCUGCUAACAAAAGUGGAUCUUCAUUUGUUCAUCAAACUUCCUUUAAAUUUGGCCAGGGAGAUCUUCCUAAGUCUGUUAACAGUGAUUUCAGAUCUGUUUUUUCUACAAAGGAGGGACAGUGGGAUUGUGGUAUAUGUUUAGUACACAAUGACGGAAGCUCUACAAAAUGUGUUGCUUGUCAGAAUCCAAGAAAACAAAGUCUACCUAUUACUUCUGUUUCAGCACCUGCCUCUUUUAAAUUUGGUACUUCAGAGAUAAGUAAAACUGCAAAGAGUGGAUUUGAGGACAUGUUUGCUAAGAAGGAAGGACAGUGGGAUUGCAAUUCAUGCUUAGUGCGAAAUGAAGCAAAUGCUACAAAAUGUGUUGCUUGUCAGAAUCCAAGUAAACCAGGUCUGUCUGCUUCUGCUGUUCCAGCUCCUGCCUCUUUUAAAUUUGGUACCUCAGAGACAGACAAGGCUCCAAAGAGUGGGUUUGAUGGUAUGUUCACCAAGAAGGAAGGACAGUGGGAUUGCAGUUCAUGCUUGGUAAGAAAUGAAGCCGGCACUACCAAAUGUGUUGCUUGUCAAAAUCCAAGUAAACAGAAUCAGUCUACUUUUGCUCCUUCAGCAUCUGCCUCUUCAGAGAUAAGCAAGGCUCCAAAGAGUGGGUUUGAGGAAAUGUUCACCAAGAAGGAAGGACAGUGGGAUUGCAGUUCAUGCUUGGUAAGAAAUGAAGCCAGUGCCACCAAAUGCAUUGCUUGUCAGAAUCCAAAUAAACAGAGUCAGCCUACUUCAGCUAUUUCAGCAUCUGCCUCUUCAGAGAUAAGCAAGGCUCCAAAGAGUGGGUUUGAGGGAAUGUUCACCAAGAAGGAAGGACAGUGGGAUUGCAGUUCAUGCUUGGUAAGAAAUGAAGCCAGCGCCACCAAAUGUAUUGCUUGUCAGAAUCCAAAUAAACAGAGUCAGCCUACUUCAGCUAUUUCAGCAUCUGCCUCUUUAGAGACAAGCAAGGCUCCAAAGAGUGGAUUUGAAGGAAUGUUCAAAAAGGAAGGGCAGUGGGAUUGUGGUGUUUGCUUUGUACAAAAUGAGAGUUCUUCUUUAAAAUGUGUGGCUUGUGAUUCCUCCAAACCAACUCAUAAACCUGUUGCAGAAGUUCCUUCAGCUUUCACGUUGGGCUCAAAAACAAAGUUAAAUGACUGUUCUGGAAGUCAGGUGGAAACAGGAUUUAAAAGUAACUUUUCAGAAAAAGCUUUUAAAUUUGGCAACAGAGAGCAAGGAUUUAAAUUUGGGCAUGUGGAUCAAGUAAAUAUACCUUCAUUUACAUUUCAGGGUUCUAAUACAGAAUCCAAGUCAACAAAAGAAGGAUUUAGUUUUUCCAUUCCUGCGUCUGCUGAUGGAUUUAAAUUUGGCAUUCAGGAACCAGGAAAUCAAGAGAAAAGUGAAAAGCACCUUGAAAAUGACACUGGUUUCCUGGCUCAGGAUGUUAGUAGCCAAAAGAAUGGUAGUGGUGUGAUUUUUGGUCAAACAGGUAGCACUUUUACCUUUGCAGAUCUUGCAAAAUCAACUUCAGGAGAAGGAUUUCAAUUUGGCAAAAAAGACCCUAAUUUCAAGGGAUUUUUAGGUGCUGGAGAAAAAUUAUUCUCAUCACAGAGUGGUAAAGUGGCUGAUAAAGCCAACACUUCUUCUGACAUUGAGAAAGAUGAUGAUGCCUAUAAAACUGAGGACAGUGAUGACAUUCAUUUUGAACCAGUAGUUCAAAUGCCUGAAAAAGUGGAACUUGUAACAGGAGAAGAAGAUGAAAAGGUUCUGUAUUCACAGCGGGUAAAAUUAUUUAGAUUUGAUGCUGAGAUAAGUCAGUGGAAAGAAAGGGGUUUGGGGAACUUAAAAAUUCUCAAAAAUGAGGUCAAUGGCAAACUACGAAUGCUGAUGCGAAGAGAACAAGUGCUAAAAGUGUGUGCUAAUCACUGGAUAACAACUACAAUGAACCUGAAACCUCUCUCUGGAUCAGAUAGAGCAUGGAUGUGGUUAGCUAGUGAUUUCUCUGAUGGUGAUGCCAAACUAGAGCAGUUGGCAGCAAAAUUUAAAACACCAGAACUGGCUGAAGAAUUCAAGCAGAAAUUUGAGGAGUGCCAGCGACUUCUAUUGGAUAUACCACUUCAGACUCCCCAUAAACUCGUAGAUACUGGCAGAGCUGCCAAGUUAAUACAGAGAGCUGAAGAAAUGAAGAGUGGACUGAAAGAUUUAAAAACAGUUUUGACAAAUGAUCAAACAAAAGUUAUUGACGAAGAGAGUAAGAAUUUAGGUACAGGUGCUGCCACUGCUUCAGACACAACAGUCAAGCCAAAUCCUGAAAGCAUUGGGCCCUCAUUAGAAUGGGAUAACUAUGAUUUAAGGGAAGAUGCUUUGGAUGAUAGUGUUAGUAGCAGUUCAGUACAUGCUUCUCCAUUGGCAAGCAGCCCCGUGAGAAAAAAUCUUUUCCGUUUUGGUGAGUCAACAACAGGAUUUAAUUUCAGUUUUAAAUCUGCUUUGAGUCCAUCUAAGUCUCCUGCCAAGUUGAAUCAGAGUGGAACUUCAGUUGGCACUGAUGAAGAAUCUGAUGUUACUCAGGAAGAAGAGAGAGAUGGACAGUACUUUGAACCUGUUGUACCUUUACCUGAUCUAGUUGAAGUAUCCAGUGGUGAGGAAAAUGAACAAGUUGUUUUUAGUCACAGGGCAAAACUCUACAGAUAUGAUAAAGAUGUUGGUCAAUGGAAAGAAAGAGGCAUUGGUGAUAUAAAGAUUUUACAGAAUUAUGAUAACAAGCAAGUUCGUAUAGUGAUGAGAAGGGACCAGGUACUAAAACUUUGUGCCAAUCACAGAAUAACGCCAGACAUGACUUUGCAAAAUAUGAAAGGGACAGAAAGAGUGUGGGUCUGGACUGCAUGUGAUUUUGCAGAUGGAGAAAGAAAAGUAGAACAUUUAGCUGUCCGUUUUAAACUACAGGAUGUUGCCGACUCCUUUAAGAAAAUUUUUGAUGAAGCAAAAACAGCCCAAGAAAAAGAUUCUUUGAUAACACCUCAUGUUUCUCGUUCAAGCACUCCCAGAGAGUCACCAUGUGGCAAAAUUGCUGUAGCUGUACUAGAAGAAACCACAAGAGAGAGGACAGAUUUAAUUCAGGCCGACAAUGUAACAGAUGUAACUUCAGAAGUUGGAGAAGUUUCUAGCACAUCUGAAACAACAAAAGCAGUGGUUUCUCCUCCUAAGUUUGUAUUUGGUUCAGAGUCUGUUAAAAGCAUUUUUAGUAGUGAAAAAUCAAAACCAUUUGCAUUUGGCAACAGUUCAGCCACUGGAUCUCUGUUUGGAUUUAGUUUUAAUGCACCUUUGAAAAAUAACAAUAGUGAAACUAGUUCAGUAGUCCAGAGUGGAUCUGAAAGAAAAGUGGAACCUAAUGAAUGUGACCUGUCAAAGAAUACUGAUACCAGACAAUCUUCUGAUGGCAAAGUCAAAAAUCUCUUUGCUUCCUUUCCAAAGGAUGAGUCCUCCAUUAAUAACACAUUUAAAACACCAGAAAAGGGAUUUAAUUUUAGCCUUUUUAAAUCUAAUCCCAUGGCCUUUUGGACCAGCACCCCUUCCUCACAGCCUGAGAGCAAAGCAAAAGAGAAGGAAAAACCUGAAGAUCCUCCCUCAGAUGAUGAAGUUCUCAUUGUGUAUGAACUAACUCCAACUGCUGAGCAAAAAGCCCUUGCAACCAAACUUAAACUUCCUUCAACUUUCUUCUGCUAUAAGAAUAGACCAGAUUAUGUUAGUGAAGAAGAGGAGGAUGAUGAAGAUUUCGAAACAGCUGUCAAGAAACUUAAUGGAAAACUAUAUCUGGAUGACUCAGAAAAAUGUUGGCCAUUGGAAGAAAAUCUAGCUGAUAAUGAGAAGGAUUGUGUUAUUGUUUGGGAAAAGAAACCAACAGUUGAAGAGAAGGCAAAAGCAGAUACAUUAAAGCUUCCACCUACAUUUUUCUGUGGAGUCUGCAGUGACACUGAUGAAGACACUGGAAAUGGGGAAGACUUUCAAUCAGAGCUUCAAAAAGUUCAGCAAGCUCAAAAAUCUCAGAGUGAAGAUAUAACUAGCACAGCCAACAGUGUGUGUACAGGUCGGACUGAAAUGACAGUACCUCUUUUCUGUAAAUCUGAAGAACCCGAUUCUAUUACUAAAUCUCUUAGUUUACCACCUAUUUCCUCUGGAACUGCAGAGAAGCCUGUAGAUUUGUCUACUAGAAAGGAAAUUGAUGCAGAUUCUACAAGCCAAGUGGAAAGCAAAACAGUUUCAUUUGGAUUUGGAAGUAGCACAGGGCUGUCAUUUGCAGACUUGGCUUCCAGUAAUUCUGGGGAUUUUGCUUUUGGUUCAAAAGAUAAAAAUUUCCAGUGGGCAAAUACCGGAGCGACUGUGUUCGGAACACAGUCAACCAGUAAAGUUGGUGAAGAUGAAGAUGGUAGUGAUGAAGAAGUAGUUCAUAAUGAAGAUAUCCAUUUUGAACCCAUAGUGUCAUUACCAGAGGUAGAAGUAAAAUCUGGAGAAGAAGAUGAAGAAAUUUUGUUUAAAGAGAGAGCCAAACUUUAUAGAUGGGAUCGUGAUGUCAGUCAAUGGAAAGAGCGUGGUGUUGGAGAUAUAAAGAUUCUUUGGCAUACAAUGAAGAAUUACUAUCGGAUACUAAUGAGAAGAGACCAGGUCUUUAAAGUGUGUGCAAACCAUGUUAUUACCAAAACAAUGGAAUUAAAGCCCUUAAAUGUUUCCAAUAAUGCUUUAGUUUGGACUGCCUCAGAUUAUGCUGAUGGUGAAGCAAAAGUGGAACAGCUUGCAGUGAGAUUUAAAACUAAAGAAAUGGCUGAUUGUUUUAAGAAAAAAUUUGAAGAAUGUCAGCAGAAUUUAUUGAAACUCCAGAAAGGACAUGUGUCACUGGCAGCAGAAUUGUCAAACGAGACCAAUCCUUUGGUGUUUUUUGACGUUUGUGCAGAUGGUGAACCUCUAGGACGCAUAACCAUGGAAUUAUUUUCAAACAUUGUUCCUCAAACUGCUGAGAACUUCAGAGCACUGUGCACUGGGGAAAAGGGCUUUGGUUUCAAGAACUCUAUUUUUCACAGAGUAAUUCCAGAUUUUGUUUGCCAAGGGGGAGAUAUCACCAAACAUGAUGGAACAGGAGGACAGUCCAUUUAUGGAGACAAAUUUGAAGAUGAAAAUUUUGAUGUGAAACAUACUGGUCCUGGGUUACUAUCCAUGGCCAAUCGAGGCCGGGAUACCAAUAAUUCUCAGUUUUUUAUAACACUGAAAAAAGCAGAACAUUUGGACUUUAAGCAUGUAGUGUUUGGGUUUGUUAAGGACGGCAUGGAUACUGUGAAAAAGAUUGAAUCAUUUGGUUCUCCUAAAGGGUCUGUUAGUCGAAGAAUAAGUAUCACAGAAUGUGGACAGAUAUAAAAUCAUUGUUUUUCAUUGUAAAUUUUUUCUGUAUAAGCAGUUGAAUUGAAGCUUAGCUGUUACAGACAAAAUAUGGUAAUUAUGUUCAGCUUUUAAAAAUGGACGUUUCUGCUGUAUAAAUGUAAAAUUGCAGCUUAUAGCUGUUGUCACUUUUUAAUGUGUUAUAAUUGACCUUGCAUGGUGUGAAAUAAAAGUUUAAACACUGGUGUAUUUCAGGUGUACUUGUGUUUAUAUGUACUCCUGACAUAUCUGUAUUAAAAUGGAAUAAUAUUAAUCUUGUUAAAAGCAAUAGACCUUCUUAAAUUAUUGAAGGAAUAUGAUAUAUGCAAUUAAGUUUUAAUUCCUUUUAAGAUAUUUGGAUUUCCUGCAUGAAUAUACUUACCAUUUAAAUAAAGGGACCACAGCUUGAUAAUUUUAUUUUAGAUUUGAAGUAUAUUUGGUAAUCUUAACUGUUGGUGUACUUGUUUAUACAGACUCAUGUUUGAAUGGGUAGAGUCACAGAAGGUAGAGAGUUAACCAAAGUGCUCUUCUAUAAUCUUUAUUACACCUCCUGUGUAGUUACAAGUUAACUUUUAAGUAGAGUACCUUCCUUUCUUAAAAUAUGUAGCAUCCUGUGCCCUUUCCAAAGGUAUUGAAUUAAUUUUUACAUUUUAAACAAGUUCACUAUUUCCUUAGCUGUAUUUUUUUUUCUUUUUUUAAGCUUUCUGUCAUCUGUCUUUACUACCUCAGAAACUGCAGCUUGGUUCUGAUGAUAGAUACUGAAUUUUUCCUUGCAAUUAUUGUGAUAAAGUAUGAAUAUUUUUAGAAGGUCUAUAUACAUGGUCUUUGGUUAAAGAUUUGCUUUAUACUAGAAUGUUGCAGUACCUUUUUCUGGUAAAUUUUGUAGCAGAAAUAAAGUGACAAUUCAUAAGA